AUGUUCCUAACCCCAGUUGGCACGUCCUGCACUGGAACGCUUCGACGUCCGAUAAUUGGGAGGCAGCGUUUACAAACCGCCAAGCUCGGGCGUCUGGUGGCUCGCACCGCGGUCCCCGACUCCCUUGAAGUUGCGGUAGCGCAGGCGCAGGAGGCUACUCGGCGUGCCCUGGCAAACUCCUUGCGUCAGCUGCGACUCGAACUCGAUACGUCUCUCGGGGACGAGACCUACUCUCGAUUGAAGCAAACGUUGCCGUUCUUGCGGCUGCUUUGUUUGGCCCUGCUUCAAAGUGACGAGUCGUUGAGGUCGAGUCUACGAGUCCUUCUUCCAGACGAGGGUGCGGCGGCAGCUCUGCGUAACGACUGGAAGUCCGAAGAUCAACUAUCUUCAGUUCCGGUAUUUUCAAUAGAGAGUAGAGUGCGGCGACGUGAGCUGGUCGCCGAAGCACGUGAACAUACCGUGACCUGUCUGGCGGUGACGCCGCGCGCUACCGAAGUCGACGCGCUCCAGGAACUGGCUCGUGCUGCGAACGAGCACGAUUCACUGCGUUUGAUUGUACUCAAUCCAGAGUUGAUCGAUAUGGGUGCAACUGGGCUGGGACUCGCAGCGCGUCGCCUGCGCGAUCGCCUCCUGAACGGUCUCGAGCCUGUCUAUUAUCUGCGCACAGCGCCGUGGGGUCUCGUGCUACGUGUUUAUCCCGACGCGUGGAGCGUCUGGAUUGAUCGUGAGCGGUACCUGGCCGUGAAAGGAGAGCAUGAAGCAGAAAAUGCUGCCAAUGACGACGACGCCUUCGUUUGCAUUGCAGACGACUGGCAGGAGCAGCCCACUGGUGAUGCGCUCGCAGACCUGGUGGAGUCAUUCAUGAAUCCAGAGCAGGCGUUAAGUGGUCCGUUGGCAGGGCUUAUGCAGUCGUGGCGGAGUCUACAACGUUUUCUUCGGGCGCUUCGCCAAACUUAG
This is a messenger RNA of Cyanidioschyzon merolae strain 10D, 957 nucleotides long. RefSeq lists its product as hypothetical. Bases 1 to 957 code for a protein of 318 amino acids. Lineage: Eukaryota; Rhodophyta; Bangiophyceae; Cyanidiales; Cyanidiaceae. The transcript has a single exon. The record is from RefSeq and is a predicted model, not a curated record.